AAAAAUCGUCGGGAAAUCCAUGACGCGUCGAGCGCAAGUGGUUUCCAACGUUUCCGGGAAGAAAUUUGGAAAACGGCCCAUAUGUUCGGAGGGUGAAAAAAUCGUAUCCAGGGAAUUUUCCCAUUAAUCUUUUGUCGUUGGUCAAUCAUCUUCCCAUUGUGCUUUCGAGGGGUUUUCUGACUUGCGAGCAGAAUUUUUUUUUUUCCUCGUAUCAUCCGAGUAUUCGAGUUCAUCGAUUAUUUUUAACUCGUAGUUAACAGUUUCCCGUGUUUCUCGGUGGCCGCCGAUCACGACAACGACGACAACCACGACGACGACCGCAUAUCGACAAAUCAGUGAAUCAUCUUAUCAUGUUAUUGUGUUUGUGAUUCAAUCGUAUUUGUGAUGUUGCCCGAAAAUGGUUUGUAUAGACGAAGUAGUUGCUUACUUCAAAACACUUAAAAGCUACGAGCGGCUUUGGAUGAUGUGUAGACUCCAAAGCCACUGUCUUCCAAUUGAAUUGAGGUACCUCGGCACUUGCUUAGAUAACUUAUCUAAAAGAGAUAUUCAUAUAUUGAAAAAAUUGGAACUUGAAGCCAACGAUCCAGCUAACGUCAGUGAAGUAGCUUGCAAGUGUAUUUGCGAUAAAACUGUUAGGGCAGCGGUGAUCAAGUAUUUGUCCGUGUUGAAUACAAACAGUACCAAGUGUUCAGAACUUAUCUAUAAAGCGUUGACUGACGACAAAGGCUUACAACGCAUAUUCAAGUGUCCCAAAACGUUCUUCAACGAUAAAAACGCAUUUGAAGAGCUUAUGGUAUUGUAUACAUUGGCUGUAAAUCAUCCGGCGUUUAUAUUUGAACAAAAGACUCAACUAGAUAGUAUAUUCAAUUGUAUUAAAAAAGAAAAAGAAAGGCAACUAUUAAAAAAUAAAGACAACGAUCAAGAUAAAGAAUCUUCUGAUAGUGUAGAGAAUAUCAACACUAUGAUUCCACCACCUAAUUAUAUGUAUCAGCCAGCUCAUGGAGGAUCAAAUUUUCCUCUCAACAGAAAUGGAUAUAUAUAUCCACGGCAUUACUAUCCGUUUCCUCCUGUAAAUGUACCACCGAUGCAAGUUUGUUACGACUAUCCGCCACCUUCAGCAAUUUCAGCAGUUCGAGGACCUCAUCAGGCUAAUUUUUCCAAAUCAUCAAGUCCAAUAUCAUGGCCUCCACGUACAUUCCAAUUAAAUCCUCGAAAUCCACCACCAAACACUAAUGCAAAACAAAGACAUCCAACUCCGACUAGGUAUCGUAAUCCUUCGGAUCCUAGUUAUCCAUUUGCACAGCCCUGGAAUAAUUGGAACAUGUAUCAAAUGUCACCCCAUAAUAUGUAUGCUAAUUAUAAUUACACUCCGGGAAUGGUUCCUUCUUUCUAUCCAGAAAGUAGUAUGGGGCGUGGUUAUCAAGGACAUGGAACAAAAAGUAAACACUCUACUGCUAAUCGAUCUCAAGAUCAAUCUAAAAGCCAAAUGACAAUGCCUGUGUCUACUACUCCAAUUAAAAUAGAUCCAGUAGCAAAAAGUAUUAAACCUACUUUAACAAAUACUCAGACAAAUUCUUCUAGUGAAAAUGAAAUUGUACUAGAAGCAAAUAAUGAUAAACCAUCAUCUUCAAAAUCUGCUGAAGCUAAUAAUGAAAGUAGCUCUUGUAAAUCAGUUAGUACAACUGUUGCAGAUAAAGUGUCAGCAGUUUCUACUCAACCUGCAAUUCAAAAUAAUCAUACAAGUCCUAAAGCUGUUCCAUCUUCCACUCAAUUUCAGAGUUCUGCUGGUGCAAAGGUAUAUAAUUCAAAGUUAACUUCAGAAAAUAAGAUGAAACCAGACAGCAGUGUGCAAGCAGUAUCAAAAUGUCAGCCAACAUUACUGAAAACUUGUUCACCGCCUAUUACUACACAACAGUCACAUAUUACAGAUACAAACCCACCAGAAGCAUCAACAAAUACUUUUAAAGAACCUUCUAAAAAUGAAUCAACAAAAACUAUUGAUGUUCCUUCACUUUUAAAAGUGUUGGAAGAUACUACAAUUAAAGAAGAAAAAUCAGGUGCUGUGUCAAAUGAUAUAUCUGAAGAAAAGCCCAAGUCUAAUGCUGAUCAAAAACCACAAAGUUCAAAAAUUCCAUUGCAACAUGAAGUAAAUACAACAAAAGGAUUUGAAGUAAAAGAGUCCAUAGCUGGUGCUGCUGCAGCAAAACCAAUUAGCACUCCAGUGACCACCACUGUAUAUAAUACACAAUCCAGUAAAUAUUAUAAAGGUCGUCCAAUACAGUCUCAACCAAGAAUCAAUAGAGAUGGAAAUUUAAAUAAUAGUUACAACAAUAGAAAACCAGUGACUGGACUAGUAUCAACCUUUAAUGAACCUGCCAGAGAAAAUCCUCAUAAAUCUCAUGCAAAAAUACCCAACAAUGGCCAACAGUAUUAUACCAUGUCUUAUGAUAAUGGAGCGAAUGCUAGAGCAUAUAAUACUCAAACAUAUUAUGUUCAUCAACCUCAAACAUCUCAGCCAAUGUCAGGUUAUUCAUCUGUACCACGGCCAUACAUACCACAACAGCAUGUAGUGCAGUCUCCAGAAUAUCAACAAGUUUAUCAGCAACCUGCUGAGUUUGUUUAUUAUCCAUCAUCUUCACAAACAUUUUAUACGACAACACCAAUGUUGAUGCAACCUCAAGUAUUGGCUUAUCAUCCACCAAAAGUAUCAUGCUACAAUUGUGGAGGGCAGAAUCAUACAGGAGCUGAAUGUACUGAAUUGACAAUGGAAGAAAUAACAAGUAAAGGUCUGUAUGAAAAUCAUUAUGGACCGUCAAUGCCUGACGGCAGACCUCGUAAUUAAAUAUUGUAUUACAGAAAUUGAUAAUUACAAUCACAUCUAACAGGAUGACUUGAGACUUCAAGGAUGGUGAAACUAUAAAUGCCUUCUCCUAUAGUAUUAAUUGUAAUUGUAAUUUAAAUGAUGAUUCCUUGAUUCGUUACCUGUUGUUUCCAAAUAAGACUGGGUAAUGUUUUUUUUCUUCCAUAUUAGUAUUUUAAAAUUUAUAACGUUAGCAGUAUAUUUAUAUAAAAAAAGUAAUAUUAUAUUUAACCAAACAUUAAAUUUAUAGCAACUUCAUCAUCUCGUCCUUUCCUUCUUUUAAAUUAUUUUCACCGGUCAUGUUAUUACAUUAUAAUACUUUUUCGGUAUUAUUUCUAACGUAUUGGACUGUUGAUCCAAUAAAUAUA
Sipha flava (yellow sugarcane aphid) is the source of this 3228-nucleotide messenger RNA. RefSeq lists its product as uncharacterized. NCBI's taxonomy places the organism in Eukaryota, Metazoa, Arthropoda, Insecta, Hemiptera, Aphididae. The coding region runs from base 398 to 2842 and encodes 814 amino acids. The record is from RefSeq and is a predicted model, not a curated record. The transcript is spliced from 9 exons. Gene Ontology annotation, molecular function: nucleic acid binding; zinc ion binding.